Messenger RNA from Bufo gargarizans (Asiatic toad), 1209 nucleotides. Its product is annotated as histone H2A type 1-like. Gene Ontology annotation, cellular component: nucleosome. Lineage: Eukaryota; Metazoa; Chordata; Amphibia; Anura; Bufonidae. The record is from RefSeq and is a predicted model, not a curated record. The coding region runs from base 24 to 452 and encodes 142 amino acids. Gene Ontology annotation, molecular function: protein heterodimerization activity; structural constituent of chromatin; DNA binding. The transcript has a single exon.
AAAACGAGCCGAACUAGUGGAGAAUGUCAGGACGUGGAAAGCAAGGCGGCAAGACCCGAGCUAAGGCGAAGACCCGCUCAUCCCGUGCCGGCCUCCAGUUUCCUGUUGGUCGUGUGCACAGGCUUCUUCGCAAGGGGAAUUAUGCUGAGAGAGUGGGCGCUGGAGCUCCCGUCUAUCUGGCGGCUGUACUGGAAUAUCUGACGGCUGAGAUCCUGGAGCUGGCUGGGAAUGCUGCUCGAGACAACAAGAAAACCCGCAUUAUCCCGCGCCAUCUGCAACUGGCCGUGCGCAACGACGAGGAGCUCAACAAGCUGCUGGGUGGCGUGACCAUCGCCCAAGGGGGUGUGCUCCCGAACAUCCAGGCCGUGCUGCUGCCGAAGAAGAGCUCGGGCUCUGCGCCCGUGUCGGGGAAGGGUGGCAAUAAGAGCUCUCAGCAGUCUCAGGAGUACUAGGCUCCUUGAACCAAGGUUCACCCAAAGGCCCUUUUCAGGGCCACCCACAUGUAUAACAGAGCUGUCCUACUAGCGACCCUUAAUUGGCCUGGCGCUCCAAAGCUGUAGCCGUACUGUGCGCGGGAAAGUCUGGAAGUCGGCUAUCUGCAGUGAUGACCUGUAGUCACGUGAGAGGAGGCAGCAUUGAGUAAUAGCCAUAUCGCUCUCUAUAUAGUAUAUAACACCCGGGCACAUGGAGCUUAGAUAUUGCCCUCAGCGCAGGAGCAACCCUAUAGACGGGCAGUAUCUAAUCUCCGUGCUAGCGUUGUAGGGUCACGUGGCUAUAAAGCAACCAGUCUGGUUAAUUGGGCUCCAUUCACAGGACUGCAUGGUUGAUGUACUCCUGUUCAAAUUAGAGAUGGCAAGUUCGGGUCUUUCACGUGAAUCGACUUAAUUCAAAUGAACCGAUUCAUUAAUCGAAACUUCGGUUCACUCGCUGAGUCUGAGCUGACAAGAAGCAAGUGAACCGAACGAAGCUCAGGUGGUGCGCAUGCGCAGAAGCUUCGAUUCAGUGGCUGAGUGAGGAAGUGAACGGAAGCGGUCAGGACUCGGGAGCUGUGCAAUGCACUGUCACCCACAGUGACAGUCCAAGUGAAGUGAAUGCCAAGUUGAUAACAACACUGGCUGAUCAUAAAAUAGUACAGACAUCACACAGGACAAUAAUACUGUGCAAUUUGUGCAUGAUUUUCUAAUAAAUCGUCUGUCCCUUUUAAUCUUA